UCACCUGCCUCAGUCAGUGCUCUCCUUUCUUGCCUGAGAAAAAGAGAGGCACAAAAUAUUUGGACAAUCUUUGUGGGCUCCUGAAGUGGCCUGAACAUGAAGACUCUUAUUAAAGUCGUGUCCUUCUGUCUGAUCAUCUCACAACUGACCGAUGGAAGAAAAUUUCGGGGUAACCGAGCAGACACAGAGCCUGGAGAGAGAAUGAAGAUGCUCUAUCAACCUAAAUCAGUCUUCAGGCUUUACACUGAUGGGGAAUACAUAGACGACAUGUGCACAGUUGAGCUCUUCCAGCCUCACACACUGGACGCUUGUGGUUUCAAUAGCAGCCAUCCACUGGCUAUCAUCAUUCAUGGCUGGUCGGUGGACGGAAUGAUGGAGAACUGGAUUUCCAGGUUGGCAUCAGCACUAAAGAGCUCACAGGGAAGCAUCAAUGUGGUGAUAACAGACUGGCUGAAUCUGGCACACCAGCACUAUCCUAUAGCAGCUCUGAACACACGCAUAGUGGGACAGGACAUUGCCCAUCUGCUGAGGUGGCUAGAGGAUUUCAAACAAUUUCCUUUGGGAAAAGUGCACUUGAUUGGCUACAGCCUUGGCGCUCAUAUAUCUGGAUUUGCUGGAAGUAACUUAGCUGUGUCUGGGAAAACCUUGGGAAGAAUUACUGGUUUGGAUCCUGCAGGUCCAUUGUUUGAGGGAAUGUCUCAUACCGACAGACUCUCACCUGAGGAUGCUAUGUUUGUGGAUGCAAUCCAUACAUUUACCCAACAGCGCAUGGGACUCAGUGUGGGCAUCGAACAGCCUGUUGCCCACUUGGACUUCUACCCCAAUGGAGGAAUAUUUCAACCAGGGUGCCAGCUGCAUGUGCAAAACAUUUAUGCACAUUUAGCCCAGUACGGGAUUAUGGGAUUUGAGCAGACAGUGAAGUGUGCCCAUGAGCGCGCUGUGCAUCUCUUCAUCGACUCCCUGUUGAACAAAGACAAGCAGAUUAUGGCCUACAAGUGCAGCGACAACACGGCCUUCGAUAAGGGCUACUGUCUGGACUGCCGAAAGAACCGCUGUAACACUUUGGGUUAUGACAUCAAGAAAGUUCGCUCUGACACAAGCAAGAAACUGUUCCUCAAAACCCGUUCACACAUGCCAUACAAAUUGUUUCACUAUCAGUUCAGGAUCCAGUUCAUAAACCAAAUUGAUAAGAUCGACCCCACCCUCACAGUCUCUCUAACCGGGACACUGGGAGAAAGUGAAAAUGUCCCCAUAACACUAGUUGAGGAGAUUUCAGGUAACAAGACCUUUACGUUCCUCAUCACUCUGGACACUGAUAUAGGUGACCUGAUGAUAAUGCGCUUCACCUGGGAGGGAAGCCCUGUGUGGGCAAACAUGUGGAGCACAGUUAAGACCAUGAUACCUUGGGGCAAAGGUAGCAGAGGACCACAGCUCACUGUGGGGAAGAUUACAGUGAAAUCUGGAGAGACCCAGAGGAAAACCUCGUUUUGCGCACAGACAGAAGACGGCAUGUAUAUAGAGCCAUCGCAGGAGAAGGUGUUUGUGCGCUGUGAAAAGAAGCGGAGACUGAUGAAGCACGGCUAAAGAAACUCACCUCACACAUCCGAUCCCGUGUGUUCACGUCAGGACGUAUGGGACGGGGGAAACUGGACUUACUGUAAUAUAAUAUUAAUGUUUUAACUUGUAUUUUUAUGUUUAAAGAGUAGCAAGAAAGUUUGAUAUUAAACAUGUCAGACAUAUCAA
Molecule: messenger RNA, 1743 nt
Organism: Pimephales promelas (fathead minnow)
Lineage: Eukaryota; Metazoa; Chordata; Actinopteri; Cypriniformes; Leuciscidae
Gene: lipca
Product: lipase, hepatic a
Biological process (GO): lipid catabolic process
Molecular function (GO): lipoprotein lipase activity; apolipoprotein binding
Source: RefSeq, a predicted model, not a curated record